Ochotona curzoniae (black-lipped pika) is the source of this 2538-nucleotide messenger RNA. RefSeq names its product membrane associated ring-CH-type finger 10 (gene MARCHF10). The record is from RefSeq and is a predicted model, not a curated record. Lineage: Eukaryota; Metazoa; Chordata; Mammalia; Lagomorpha; Ochotonidae. The transcript has 10 exons. The coding region runs from base 1 to 2427 and encodes 808 amino acids. Gene Ontology annotation, molecular function: zinc ion binding.
AUGUUGCAUGAAGCAAGAGACCGGAAGAAGUUCGUCAGUGAUGUUCAGUAUCUGCGGGACAUGCAGCACAAGGUGGACUCCGAAUAUCAGGCCUGUUUAAGACGACAGGAAUUCCGAAGAGACCCAAAUGACAAGAAGCAAUAUCAGUAUUGGGAGCAGGAGGCAAGUUUUGAGAGAUCCCGGUUUUCAAGCACGUCAUCUUCCAAACAGAGUUCUGGUGAGGAGGAGCCUCUAAUAGAACCGAAGUCGUCCCCCAAGAUACCUACGGCUAAGUGUGACUCCAAACUGCCAGCCAUCGACCAGACGUCAGUCAAGCAGAAACACAAGAGCACCAUGACCCCACGGAGGCCAGAGAAAACAGGCCCCAGCAAACCUCCUGCAGCAGCACAGACACCAAAGAUUUUACCAAGAAAGAGGAGGCCAAACCUGGGGAGAUUGGCAGUCAGUCCAGAACUGCACAGCCCAAGAGCACCAGGGGACAGAAGCAGACAGAAGGCCCAGCUGCCAGGGAAGGCACCUGUUCUCCUGGGACCAGAUCCGGCAGCACGCCGAGAAAGCCAUGUGUGGGCGGGUGAGACAAUGCUGAGGCGGCCACCUCCAGAGAGGAGAAGCCUGGUCUCGGCCUCGCAGCUGGUGACCACAGCCGAGAACCUUCCAGAAAGAUCCAGAAGGGCAGACGGGAGCGCUGUUCCUCAGAGCACGCCGCAGCCAGCCCUAUCCCAAGCCCGCCAAGCAACCAGCAGUCCUCAGGGGCUGGGCGAGUCCCUGGGGCCCUCAUGGGUCCCCACGGCCGUGGGCGGGCCACGGAGGACCCCUUUCAGGUUCAGAGACGAGGACUUUUACUCCGCGUUAUCGCUGACCACCGCGAGAGAACAUUACGACACGGAGGAAGAAACCCACGCGGAGGAAGAGCGCCUGCUGCUAGGCAUGCGCCCACCUCGCUCUCCUGCGCAUAGCAAAAGGAGUCGGUUUUCCGGCACAUCGGCCUCUUGGGCCGGAAAUCAACACUUCGAACACGCUACAACUUGCAAAGAUAGUUCUUCAAGACCGCCUGAGCCCGGUCCAGGCUCACCAAGAGUAAGCAGUGGGAUGGAGCCAGAGACAGAGCAGCCUGCUGUUGGACAAAGGAUGUUGCGAGAUGCCCGGCUGCCCCAUGAGGAGAAUGGCAGUGCUGGCAGUGAGGGCGAGAAAAGGGCCUCCAGCUCACCAGACAACAUGUCCGACCCCAGACGCGAGGACGGCCUCCAGGUUGAAACUGGAUCCAGUGGUUCUGUUCCCACACAAGAUGAACCUGAUACCCAUGACUACGAAAGGGAUUGGCAAGGCUGUCUAGAUGGUUCUAGAACUUCUCUGGCCUGCUCUCUCUCUGGUGAACCAACAGCUCCGUGGUCAUCGCCAAGCUCAUCCUACAACACGCCCGGAUCAGCAAGGCAUCGUCUGAGAGGUGACAUUGCAGCAGGCUCGGCCGCAUCACCUCCGGCGGCUCACGGCUCGGAUCCGGAGGGAAACGCGGGGCUGACCAUUCGCCAACCACUGUCCCCCAUUAGAAACAGAAUUCCGAUGGUCGCUGCAGAAGAUCACAGCUACCUUUCAGUCAGCAAUACACGUGAACCUGGUGGCAGGGAAACGGAAGAUGUAACCCCAACCCGCGGUGCUCGGGGGGUGCCGCUGUACCCCGAAAACGCCCUCCUAAGCUCUCGGGGCAGCUUGUCCUCUCUGGAUUCUCCCGGCUCCUCUCCAUCAAGAAGGAAUUCACAAGGUCACGGGCGGAUGCCCGGGGCCCUGCCAGGAAACAUCCAUUUGACUUUGUCUGCUGUGUCUCAUUUCCUGAACCAUAACGACAAUGGACCUGGCAUGGCGGCCUCUGGUCUCACAGGAGCAAAUGAGACCCCUAAGGUACCAGUGGACCCCGAGAAAAUCAAGAAACUGCAAGAAAGUCUCCUGGAGGAGGACUCAGAGGAGGAGGGAGACUUGUGUCGCAUCUGUCAAAUGGCUGGGAGCUCCCCCACCAACCCGCUGCUGCAGCCCUGCGGCUGCGUGGGGAGCCUGCGAUUUGUUCACCAGGAGUGCCUGAAAAAGUGGCUGAAAGUGAAAAUCACGUCAGGAGCAAAUCGAGAAGCUGUGAACACCUGUGAGAUGUGUAAGCAGGACCUGCUGGUCGACCUGGCUGUCUUUAACAUGACUGAGUUCUACCAGAAGCACCAGCAAAUCCGGGCCCAAAACGAGCUGAUCAACUCAAGCCUGUACCUGGUACUGCUGCUACACUUCUAUGAGCAGAGGUUUGCAGAAAUCAUGAGACUCAAUUACAACUGGAUCACACGAGAGAGGUUGUCAAGAAAUUACCUGCAGCCCAGACAGGAAGAAGACGAAAAUUCUGAGCUGGAGGAAGAAAGCGAAGGCAGCGUCUCUCCAGGCCGCACCGUCUAGCGGGGGAGCCGGCCGUGGACUCUGCUGCGGGGACCUGUGAGCCGCCCGCGUGCCUCCCCGUGCCUGCCUCCCUCCACCUCUGUCCCCAAAACCCAAUGUAUUCAGUGACCG